Cryptococcus wingfieldii CBS 7118 is the source of this 1041-nucleotide messenger RNA. RefSeq lists its product as hypothetical. Gene Ontology annotation, biological process: mitochondrial respiratory chain complex III assembly. NCBI's taxonomy places the organism in Eukaryota, Fungi, Basidiomycota, Tremellomycetes, Tremellales, Cryptococcaceae. Gene Ontology annotation, cellular component: mitochondrion. Bases 1 to 1041 code for a protein of 346 amino acids. The record is from RefSeq and is a predicted model, not a curated record. The transcript has 2 exons.
AUGCGCCCCUCGACAUCAAUCCUCCCCCUUCUCACAAGGGCAUCCGGUUCCGGCCAUGCCGUCCGACCCCUCCCCCUGCUGCGUACCCUCCACUCCUCAGCCCCACCGCUCGCCCCUAAAAAUAAGGGCAAGUUCAUCACAGACCGUCCCGUCAAGGUCGACCGCACUCCCACUUUCCCCGCCCCCGCCAACCCGUUUGCGCCCGCACACAAGGGCACACAGUACCCGCCAGUCGUGCUGAGGGUCUUGAGGCAUGUGAAUUUGCUGCUGGGGUAUAAUGGGCGGAAGAGGACGACGGCGAGAGAAACUGGAAGAAUGAUGGCGGGCAUCGUAGAGGCUGUAAAGAGGGACAAGCCAUUCUGGUAUGACGAGUGUGACCUGCCGAAAACCUUCCACACAUUCUUCUCCAUUCACGUCGUCUACAUCGUCAUCACUCUGAUACGUCUCCGUGCUCUUUCCAACGACAUUCCGAACCCGCUUUCCCCCAUUCCUCAACCCCGUCUGCCAGGCCAGCCCGGCACCACACCCCCUCCUAAAUCUCCUUCGCUCCUUGACCGGUACCAAGCCGCCACUACCGGCAACUACGAGUACAAGUAUCGAGAAGUGCUUCUCACACACUUUUUCAACAUCGUUGAGAAUGAGAUCCGAUUGAUGUUGGGUGCCGAGAUCACGAGGGACAGUGCGAUCAAGACGAGGAUGCAGGAGUAUGCGAACUGGUGGAGAGAGUCGCAACUCACGAUCGACUAUAUCGUUGGCCUGACGGUCUCUGAGAGUGCGGACGAGAGGGCUAUUGCCGAUGCCGAGUUGGCUUCUUGGGCGUGGAGGUUCAUUUUUGGUCGGCGAGGUGAGGGCGCGAAUGGCGAGGGAGAGCUUGUCUAUCCUGAAGGAGAAGCGAUGAAGGAAGGCAAGGAGCUCGAGAUGGCUGAGCAGAUCGAAACGAUUGUAAAGUUUAUUCGAAGGGAGCUGGCGAGGUUGGACAAGAUCAGCGAUAGAGAUGUCAUUGCGGGCAAUGUCGGGUUCUUUGGUCCUAUUAGAGAGUAA